GGGGGAUAAUUUUGUUUGUUUUUACUGUAAACUGAGUGGAUGUGAUACAAAUAGAUGCUUCCGUUAUGGCUGUAUAGGUCAAAUCCUGUUGGAGUAAAUGUGACUUUUUAAAAGAAAAUUUGAUGAGUGCCAUGUGUGCAUUUUUUCAGCAGCUACAGUGACAAGCAUGGGAAGGGAAUGGUGACUCACUCUGCUGUCUGCCUACUCCUGUCUAUACCCAGGCAGUUCUCCAGGGCUAGAGAAAAAUGCACAAUGAUACUGGCUGCAGAUACUUUGGCUGUGAGACAAAAAAGAAGAAUUUAUGAUAUCACCAAUGUCUUAGAAGGGAUUGAUCUGAUUGAAAAAAAGUCAAAAAAUAGUAUCCAGUGGAAAGGUGUAGGUGCUGGAUGUAAUACUAAAGAAGUCAUAGAUAGAUUAAGAUAUCUUAAAACUGAAAUUGACGAUCUAGAAUUGAAGGAAAGAGAACUUGAUCAGCAGAAGUUGUGGCUACAGCAAAGCAUCAAAAAUGUGAUGGACGACUCAAUUAAUAAUAGAUUUUCCUAUGUAACUCACGAAGACAUCUGUAAUUGCUUUAAUGGUGAUACACUUUUAGCCAUCCAGGCACCUUCUGGUACACAGUUGGAGGUACCUAUUCCAGAAAUGGGUCAGAAUGGACAAAAGAAAUACCAGAUCAAUCUAAAGAGUCAUUCGGGACCUAUCCAUGUGCUACUUAUAAAUAAAGAGUCCAGUUCAUCUAAGCCUGUGGUUUUUCCUGUUCCCCCACCUGAUGACCUCACACAACCUUCCUCCCAGUCCUUGACUCCAAUGACUCCACAGAAAUCUAACACAGCAACUCAGAAUCUGCCUGAGCAACAUGUCUCUGAAAGGAGCCAGAAUCUCCAACAGACGCCAGCUACAGAUAUAUCUUCAGGAUCUAUUAGUGGAGAUAUCAUUGAUGAGUUAAUGUCUUCUGAUGUUUUUCCUCUCUUAAGGCUUUCUCCUACCCCGGCAGAUGACUACAACUUUAAUUUAGAUGAUAAUGAAGGAGUUUGUGAUCUGUUUGAUGUCCAGAUACUAAAUUAUUAGAUUCCAUGGAAACUUGGGACUAUUAUCUACCUCUAACUGUGUAACAAUUUAGACUUCUGAAUAACCUAAGUAUUUAAAAUAAUGAAUGUAACACCUUUUUAGUUCACUGAUUCUGAAGUGUACUUCCCUAAUACUUUCUUUUUUACUUCACAAAACUUCAACCAUAAAAACAAAGGGCUCUGAUUGCUUCAGGAGAAAAGUGAUUUUAUACCCACCAAUCUCCCCACCUCCCAAGUAAUUAUACUCUGGAAUAUAAAUGUUUCUUCCAAUUCUGAAUCCCUUUGUUAUUUCCUCUUUUGAGAGGAAAGUUAAAGUAGACUACAGGACAUCAAAAACAAAGUAAGUUGGCCAAGGGCUCAUCAAUUAUUUGUCUUAUAUUUUUACUGCCAUGAAACUAUUUCUGUAUGUCAUAUCCAAACAUUCACUGCCACUUAUAAAGUGAAGGAUGUAAAUGAGGAUAUAUAUAACUGUUUCAGUGAACAGAUUUUGUGAAGUGCCUUCUGUUUUAGCACUUUAAGUUUAUCACAUUUUGUUGACUUCUGACAUUCCACUUUCCUAGACUAUAGGAAAGAUCUGUUUGUGUAGUUUGUUUUUAAAAUGUGCCAAUGCCUGUACAUUAACAAGAUUUUUAAAAAUAAAAUUGUAUGAAACAUU
Messenger RNA from Carlito syrichta (Philippine tarsier), 1719 nucleotides. It is a transcript of the gene E2F5, whose product is annotated as E2F transcription factor 5. Gene Ontology annotation, biological process: regulation of transcription by RNA polymerase II. The record is from RefSeq and is a predicted model, not a curated record. Gene Ontology annotation, molecular function: protein dimerization activity; DNA-binding transcription factor activity, RNA polymerase II-specific; RNA polymerase II cis-regulatory region sequence-specific DNA binding. NCBI's taxonomy places the organism in Eukaryota, Metazoa, Chordata, Mammalia, Primates, Tarsiidae. Bases 178 to 1065 code for a protein of 295 amino acids. The transcript is spliced from 8 exons. Gene Ontology annotation, cellular component: RNA polymerase II transcription regulator complex.